This is a messenger RNA of Cygnus atratus (black swan), 1710 nucleotides long. It is a transcript of the gene KCNG1, whose product is annotated as potassium voltage-gated channel modifier subfamily G member 1. The transcript has 2 exons. Bases 50 to 1576 code for a protein of 508 amino acids. Gene Ontology annotation, molecular function: delayed rectifier potassium channel activity. Gene Ontology annotation, biological process: protein homooligomerization; potassium ion transmembrane transport; regulation of delayed rectifier potassium channel activity. Gene Ontology annotation, cellular component: membrane; voltage-gated potassium channel complex. The record is from RefSeq and is a predicted model, not a curated record. NCBI's taxonomy places the organism in Eukaryota, Metazoa, Chordata, Aves, Anseriformes, Anatidae.
ACACUUGCAGAAAGUAGCGAAGUGAUGUGAUGUGAAGUUAUCUUCCAAGAUGACUCUUCUACCUGGAGAAAAUUCUGAUUAUGACUAUAGUGCCCUGAGCUGUGCUUCAGAUACUUCCUUCAACCACACAUUCUUUCCAGAAACAGAAACCCUUAAGGGAGUCUUUUACCAAAGAGCCAAGCUAAUUCACCCUGAAGAGGAUCUCCUGAAAGGGUUUCACCCUGAUGAUCGGAAGCAUCAUAUUAUUAUAAACGUAGGGGGCAUUAAGUAUUUGCUCCCAUGGACCACGCUUGAUGAAUUCCCAUUGACACGUUUGGGACAACUAAAAUUCUGCAACAAUUUUGAUGACAUUCUAAACAUCUGUGAUGAUUACGAUGUGACAUGUAAUGAAUUCUUUUUCGACCGCAACCCAGGAGCAUUCAGGACAAUCCUGACCUUUUUGCGGGUUGGAAAACUUCGGCUCCUGCGGGAGAUGUGUGCGUUGUCUUUCCAAGAGGAGCUGCUCUACUGGGGAAUUGAGGAAGACAACUUGGACUGGUGUUGUAAAAGGAGGUAUCUGCAAAAAAUGGAGGAGUUUACUGAAAUAAAUGAACGGGAGGAUGACCUCAUAGAAAAUGAAACAGGUGAAACAUUAGAGGAGACAAAAAUUGGCUUGUGCAUGAGAAAGUUACAAGACAUGGUGGAAAGACCCCAGUCUGGCCUCCCUGGGAAAGUGUUUGCUUGUUUGUCUGUUUUAUUUGUAACUAUUACAGCAGUGAAUUUAUCCAUCAGCACCAUGCCUGACCUAAGGGAGGAGGAGGAAAAGGGUGAGUGUUCCCAGAUGUGCUACAAUAUUUUCAUUGUGGAGUCUGUCUGUGUGGCAUGGUUUUCACUGGAGUUCCUGCUAAGAUUCAUCCAGGCAAAGAGCAAGUUUGCAUUUUUGAGAAGACCACUAACCCUGAUAGACAUCAUAGCCAUUCUGCCAUAUUACAUCACUUUGCUAGUAGAUACCACUUCAGUGGGCUACAAAAAGCCCAGCUCUGGGAGCAUCUACCUGGACAAAGUAGGUCUGGUCCUCCGUAUACUCCGUGCCUUGAGGAUUCUUUAUGUCAUGCGGCUGGCCAGGCACUCCCUAGGGCUGCAGACGCUGGGGCUGACUGCUCGCAGGUGCACCCGGGAGUUUGGUCUCCUGCUGCUCUUCCUCUGUGUGGCCAUUGCACUGUUUGCACCGCUCCUGUAUGUCAUCGAGAACGAGAUGGCGGACUCGCAGGAGUUUACCAGCAUCCCCGCGUGCUACUGGUGGGCUGUCAUCACCAUGACCACGGUAGGCUACGGAGAUAUGGUUCCCAGGAGCAUUCCUGGCCAAGUGGUGGCACUGAGCAGCAUCCUGAGUGGCAUCCUCCUCAUGGCAUUUCCAGUCACUUCCAUCUUCCACACGUUUUCACGGUCCUACAUUGAGCUAAAGCAAGAACAGGAAAGAAUAAUGUACAGGAGAGCACAGUUCUUAUUAAAAACAAAGUCUCAGAUAAGCAGUGCAUCACAAGGGAGUGAUAUUUUAUUUCCCAGUCUCUCUUCUGAGACUAGGGACAAUGAAUGAAAUUUAAGUUGCUGUUUUUCCUCAUGUCAAGUAAUGUUUUGUUGUAUCAGAUUUCAUCUUUUAAUUUGCUUUGGAAGCAUUUUACAAAGGUAACCCUCAUAUUAAAAGGAAGAAAAGGGACUAUUAACCAGGAA